UUAAGUGCCAUUCGUCUGAUUAGCAAAGGUUUUUAAACAAAAAUGAGCUUAGAAUCAAUAAAGUACAAGAGAGGUAGUCUGGAAGUCUUAGACCAACUACUACUGCCAUUGCAGACGAGAUAUGUGAAGGUUGACGGCGUGGAGGAUGGAUGGAAAGUAAUAAAUAAAAUGCAGGUGAGAGGGGCGCCUGCCAUUGCGAUUGUGGGAUGCUUAUCACUCGCCGUUGAAUUACUGAAGGACAACUCGUCUGACAAAAAAAUCAUGAGACAGGAGAUUGAAGGCAAACUCAAUUACUUGGUGUCCGCACGACCAACUGCGGUGAACAUUAAACUCGCAGCGGACGAGCUCAUAAAUUUAGCGAAUACUCUAUGCGCUGGUGAAAAUGUGUCACCUACGGAAUUCAAAGACAGAUUCAUCAGCAACAUAGAGAAUAUGUUGACCAAAGAUAUAGAAGACAAUAAGGCGAUAGGCAGACAUGGUUGUGAAGUUAUUCUAAAGAGAUUGGAAGGCGACGGCCUAGUGCGGAUCUUGACGCAUUGCAACACCGGGUCUUUGGCCACAGCCGGCUAUGGUACUGCACUCGGCGUGACAAGAGCCCUUCAUGAGAGCAAAAGACUUGAGCACGUAUACUGCACAGAGACCCGUCCAUAUAACCAAGGUGCCCGACUGACAGCGUACGAACUUGUUCACGAGAAGAUUCCAGCUACCCUUAUAGUUGAUAGCAUGGUAUCUGCCCUUAUGCGGACUAGGAAAAUUACUGCCGUCGUCGUUGGUGCCGAUAGGGUAGCAGCAAACGGCGACACGGCCAACAAGAUUGGAACGUAUCAGAUAGCCAUUGUUGCAAAAUACCAUGAAGUGCCUUUCUACGUAGCUGCGCCUCUUACUUCGAUAGACAUGUCCCUUACUUCGGGAGAGAAGAUAAAGAUUGAGGAGAGACCAGACAGAGAGAUGACGCACAUAGGGGAACAUCGAAUUGCUGCUCCAGGUAUUAACUGCUGGAACCCAUCAUUCGACGUCACUCCAGCGAGUUUGAUUACGGGAAUCAUUACUGAAAAGGGAGUGUUCGCACCCAAUAAAUUAGCAGAAGUAAUCCCCCAGUACCAAAAUAAAUGUAGUACAAAUUAAUGUAAGAUAAUUGAAAAUUAAUCUUCCUUGGAUAGUCAGAGAAAUUUGUUGUUGACAUUGUCGUAUUUUUUUACAAACCUCUCUAAAAGGAACGGUCACUCCGAAUCUGCGAUAGCUCAGUAAUAAAAAUAAAUAAUGCACCGCACUAGGAAGACCCUGUAUCGCGGGUGCCAUGGACAGAAAUAAUACAAUACAAUACAUACAAUACAAAUAUUUCUCCCGGCCCGAGAAUCGAACCCGAGACGUCUGCAUGGCAGCCCAGCAUGCCAUGCAGACCAUGCCAUGAGGCAGUCAUUGAUCAAAUUAUUGCUAGCACGGGGUUCAGCGCUAGACACGGAUUAGAACCAGUCCUUUUCAGAUGUCAAAAAGCAAGGUAUAACUAUUUUUUUUACAUAAAUCGCGUUUUAGGUAUAUUUCGUCGACUAAAUUCAAAAACCUCGUUUAACGAGUCCUUUUGAAUGUGCACAAAAAUAGAAUUACUAGAAUUAAUUAUAUAACAAUCUAUGAUUUUACCUUUAUAACUAAAAGAAGGUGUACAAAUUAUAUUUUAAGCUUUAAUUGUCCGAUAUUACACGUGAAGAGUAAAAAAAAUAAACGUCCGUGACAGAUAGUUAACUGCCUCCAGUGAACGGUUACCAUGCUGGACUGCGUUCGAUUCCCAGGCCGCGAAAAAUAUUUGUAUGGCCUGUAUUUAUUUCUCUCGUGAGUUUUGAGUGUAAUUUGUGGU
Molecule: messenger RNA, 1852 nt
Organism: Hyposmocoma kahamanoa
Lineage: Eukaryota; Metazoa; Arthropoda; Insecta; Lepidoptera; Cosmopterigidae
Product: methylthioribose-1-phosphate isomerase
Exons: 7
Coding region: 43-1125 (360 amino acids)
Molecular function (GO): S-methyl-5-thioribose-1-phosphate isomerase activity
Source: RefSeq, a predicted model, not a curated record